CAUCUUGCCGCAUGUGAGCCUUGUCUGCUUUAUCCCAGUGUCGACCUUAACUCACUAAAUAGUGCUCUACUGGUUAUUGAUUUGGAUGCGAGCUGUCCCAAGCCCAACAGAUCCAUGACACAUGCGCCGCGCCUUCUAUUUCAUCGCCACCUUGAGAACGCAUGGUUUAGUAGAUAGCAUGGUAGUCGCACGCCUCACCAUCUAGCGACAAUCCCAUGGGAUACAAUCGUACACAUCACGCCCGUGUCGCAUGUCAUUCUUUGUACAACACCCGCAAGCAUCAUUGUUGCUACUCAUUUGCCGACUAUAUGCUAGAUAUUUUGCGCCCGUUCAGCGAGACUCGAGGUGCGAGUUUGGCGACUUCACAACCUAAUAGCGCAUAAAGGUAGAUCCUCAAUGUUGUCUCCGUCGCCAAAGUUGUCCCUUGAACGGGAUGAGAGCGGCCGAUCUCGCUUUCAAGGAUGCUCCAACAUUCGCGAGUUUGAAUUUCUCGGAAAGCUGGGUGAGGGCACAUUUGGAGAGGUAUACAAAGCUCGGUGCAAGCGACAGGGCUCUAUCUUUGCUUUGAAAAAAAUACUUAUGCACAAUGAGAAGGAUGGGUUUCCCAUCACUGCACUGCGGGAAAUCAAAUUACUCAAAAUGCUAUCACACCCAAACAUUCUACGGUUACAAGAAAUGGCAGUGGAGAAAAGCAAAGGCGAAGGACGGAAAAAACCGAGCAUGUACAUGGUGAUGCCUUACAUGGAACAUGAUCUGUCAGGUCUCCUUGAGAAUCCGAGUGUUAGCUUUACAGAGCCACAGAUCAAGUGCUACAUGCUCCAAUUACUAGAAGGGGUUCGAUAUCUACAUGAUAGUGGAAUUCUUCAUAGAGAUAUGAAAGCCGCGAAUCUUCUUAUUAGCAACAGAGGGAUCCUUCAAGUUGCUGAUUUCGGACUUGCACGUCUCUAUGAUGAACCACCCCCACAAGCUGGAAAGGGUGGUGGUGAAGCAAAGAGAGACUACACGCCAUUAGUAGUUACGAGGUGGUACCGACCGCCCGAGCUACUUCUACAGCUUCGCCGAUAUACAACAGCAAUUGACAUGUGGGGGAUAGGUUGUGUUUUUGGCGAGAUGUUCAAAGGCCGCCCGAUACUUGCUGGAAAUAGCGAUCUUAAUCAAGCACACCUGGUAUUCGGACUCGUUGGGUCUCCAACAGAAGAGACGAUGCCAGGGUGGAGUUCACUUCCUGGCUGUGAUGGCUUCAAGGAUUUUGGACAUAAACCUGGAAACCUAAGCCAGGUCUUCAGAGAGCAAGGUCCCUUGGUUGUCUCUCUUCUUAGCGAAUUUCUGAAACUCGACUGGCGGCGAAGAAUAACCGCCGUCGAUGCUUUAAAGCAUCCUUACUUCUCCAGUCCUCCACUGCCAGCUCGGCCUGGUGAAUUGCCACAUUAUGAAGAUUCACACGAAUUUGACCGUCGACAAUUUCGUCCGAAACCUCGACCUCCCAUUCCACCUGCAGGCGGGACAGGAGAGGGGAAUUGGUCAACAAACACUGGUUCUCGCUCUGGUAUGGAACAGGGAAAUCGUGCUCCCGGUGCAUCACGAGGAUCGUUUGUACCUAGAAGCAACGCCGCCAAUCUUCGUCACACUGCUGAUGACACAUUACCCCCGAAGCCUCCCCACACAUCACAGCAACCAUGGUCAUCAAAUCAAACUCGUAGGAAUGACACUCGCGCUGAGCGACGAAAAGACGGGCAUUACCCUCCAUGGUCGGCGAAUCGCAAUGACGGAAAGGUCGAUACAUAUGUUCCGAAGUAUGACGCUCACGACAAGUCAGACGCCUACCAUGAUACCCCCACAGACCCAGCGCGGUAUGGCAGCCGCAGAGAUCCCUACAACUCAAAUAAUCGACGACGCAGUCGCAGUCCGGUACUCAGGGACAAAGGGCGUGAAGAUUCUAAUUAUUACCUGUAUCGUCGGUAGUCAGUGAUUCAGGGACCCUUUUCUCCGUACGUCACCUAGGCACCUUUUAUAUCCAAUUCGCACUCUGGUAGAAAUCUUUUCCCAUAAUCCUAUCUAGUUUUGUUACGAAAUAGACCUCAAUCUCAACAAAUAUUUAUGAUUACU
Talaromyces proteolyticus is the source of this 2106-nucleotide messenger RNA. Its product is annotated as putative cyclin-dependent protein kinase Sgv1. The transcript is spliced from 9 exons. NCBI's taxonomy places the organism in Eukaryota, Fungi, Ascomycota, Eurotiomycetes, Eurotiales, Trichocomaceae. Gene Ontology annotation, cellular component: nucleus. Gene Ontology annotation, molecular function: ATP binding; cyclin-dependent protein serine/threonine kinase activity. Gene Ontology annotation, biological process: protein phosphorylation. The record is from RefSeq and is a predicted model, not a curated record. The coding region runs from base 397 to 1962 and encodes 521 amino acids.